This is a messenger RNA of Ceratitis capitata (Mediterranean fruit fly), 810 nucleotides long. RefSeq lists its product as uncharacterized. NCBI's taxonomy places the organism in Eukaryota, Metazoa, Arthropoda, Insecta, Diptera, Tephritidae. The transcript has 4 exons. Gene Ontology annotation, molecular function: chitin binding. Gene Ontology annotation, cellular component: extracellular region. The record is from RefSeq and is a predicted model, not a curated record. The coding region runs from base 54 to 809 and encodes 251 amino acids.
GAGAAAUUUAUUGAAUUCAAAAUAAAAUUUUGAAAAAGAAAUUGUGAGCCAAGAUGGAGUGUAGUGGAAAGAAAUGGCUAAUAAUUUUUGUGCAAGCGAUACUCUGCAUUUACCUACUCAUCGGCUCAACGUCUGCGGAGUGUAACGUGUGCCAGACAAAUCAAGUUGCUUGUAUUAAUUCAACAUCCUUCUACCUCUGCUUUGGUGACACCAGCCCAAAUAUGGAUGUGCUGUAUCACUGCAAGGAAGGUUUCGAAUGCACCGAAUUUAACGCCAUCUGUCUGCAGGCGAGUGCAACACGACCGCCCAGUUGUGGCUCAACAUCACUCUGCGGUCAGUGUACAGCACAGGCAAAUGCACUUUUCGCCUGCCUGAGUCGCACCACAUUCCAAAUGUGCUAUGGUGGUCUACAUCCCACCGGACAGGUGGGAUAUUGCCCGAGUGGUUUCGUUUGUGAUGCAACAAGUGAUGCAAUCUGCGUAAAUGCUGCAACACAGUCUACAAUAACUUGUGAUGUAGUUGAUCCAACAGAGUCGACAACUUCAACUACAACCACAGAGAGCACAACCACGGUGAGCACAACAACUUCGUCUACGCAGACAACACCAACAUAUCCGCUAACACCGAACGAGGUUUGUGCACUACAAGCGCUAAAUGGUCUCUAUCCGACCAUGCCACACGAUCCGUAUUGCAAGCAAUAUAUUCACUGUCGCGGCAGCCGAGGUACCGAGUACUCCUGCCCUUCCAACACUUACUUCAGUUUGGAAAACAAGGCCUGCACAAUGUACAAGCCAGCAUACUGUAUUUGAA